ACCAUGCCAUAUACACGCACCGACAACCCAUAUAAAACCAUUGCGCUUCGGAAACCACGUAAUUUACAGCUUUUCUUCAAAAAUGAGCUUUUACAGUGUCCGUGAGAAAGCUGACCUUGAAGCAAAGCUCAGAGAGCUGGAGUGUCCAUUCACAUGGGACAUAAGUAAGGCUGACAUUGCAGACCUGGAGGGCAUUACAGAGAAGCUUCAGGAUCGAGUCAAGUUCUGCCCACGCAGAUACCAUGCCACAUAUCUCAACAUCUUAUCAUUUGUGAGCCAUGUUAAGGGAAAUAAUGAGGGUGCCCUUGAGUUCCUCAGUAAGGCCGAGGCCAUCCUUAAGGCAGACAAGGAGGUCCUAACAGCAUUUCUGGUGACGUAUGCUAACUUUGCCUGGGCUCACUUCCACUCUGGCAAUCUGGGUGACGUGGAGACCUACCUUGGGAAGCUGGAGGAGAUAUGCAAAGGUGUCUCUGGGGCCUUGCAAUACUCAUGCAACCUGCCUGAGGUUCAUGGUGAGAAAGCCUGGACCUUUCUGAGGCUCGGAGCAACAUAUUACAAGAGGGCGAAGGUCAGCUUUGAGAAGGCCCUUGAGGGAGAUGCUGGAAAUGUGUCCUUCAACGUGGGGUACGGGGUGGUUCUGUACAGAAUAGAGGGGCUUGUUCAAGAUGAAAGACUGAGGUCUAAGAAGAGUGAAGCCAUCCCUCAGCUGGAAAAAGCAUUACUCUUAGAUCCCGACAAUGCUGAGGUAAUGGUGCUCUUGGCCCUGAAGCUUCAAAAAAGUGAUAAAUACAAAUCCCUAAAACUGAUUGAAGGUGCCCUCAAGCUGUCCUCUGAUGUGCCCCAAGUGAUGCGAUAUGUGGCCAAGUAUUUCAGAGGGGAAGAUUCCACUGAGGCAUCCCUGGAUAUUCUGGAAAAGGUGCUGGAGCAGACCCCUAGCUCUUCUUUCCUGCACCACCAGAUUGGCAUGUGCCACAAGCAGCAGCUCAUCAAGAUGUUGCAGAAAGGACCACGGAGCUGUGUACCAGCAAAUCUGAAGAGGGCCAAGGCUGAGCAGUGCAUCAAGCACUUCAGCAAGGCAGUGGAGCUGAAGCCCUCCAAUAUAUAUGCCCAGGUGAACCUGGCUGAGGCCUACAGCGAGAACGAGCAGCUGACUGAGGCGGAGGAGAUCUUCACCGAGCUGCUCCGGGGCGGCUCUCUGCGGGACCCGGAGAAGCAGCACGUUCAAACGUCUUACGGCCUGUUUCUGCUGUACAAGAAGAGGGCGGAGGACCGCGCUGUCGUGCAGCUCAAAGCUGCCUACCGAAUGAAGAUGCAGAACUACAACAGGAAACAAGCUGGCAGAAAGCUGGAGCAAAUUGCAGGGAGGUGGCAAAAAAACAGGCAGAGGGCUGCGGAAGCAAAUGAAAUUCUGGCCUUCCUGAGGGCUGAAGACAAGCUUUCUGCUGAAACUGAUGACCUCUCUGCUGCCUUUGAGAGGGGAAUGAAGUUCAAAUAAUGACUAUAAGGAGUGGAAACAUAACAACCACUGAUUUAAUUUUAUUACAGGUGAUGAUUGCAACACUUGAUUUAUACUGUCAUUUUCAAAUUUAGCAUGUAAGCAACCUCAGAGGUUAAAUAUCCUAAUCAUGAGCUUUUACAAUAUUACUGUGUAAUGCAAUAGUUUAAUGACUGACAUAAUUGACAUUUAAUGUGACACCCUGGGGGGACAGCUCAAGACGGCACCAUACUAUAAUGGCGUGCAGAUUAAAAUACAUUUAAAUUGUAUGCAUUAAAAGGAAUGCAAUUGCAACAUCAUCACUGUGUUUCUAUAGUUGUUACAGACAUUAUCCAGAAAUCAAUUGUAUUUGUUUUGCUGAAAUUACAUGAGUGACAUGUGACAAAAUUCUAAUUUCCAAGUAAAUAAUUACCAUAAGGCAACGGUUUCUUUGCCAGCAUCCAAAACAUGACUCCCUGCUGUAAAGUACUAUGGGGAAUAUUAUUUCAGAACACAUACAAUGUAUUAGCUGCAGAAUGCAUGCACUGUUUUUUAUGUACUGCUUUACAAACAGUAAAAUGUUAAGUUUUAAAUACAGAGUACAUACUGUAUGUAUGAUCACUGUUGGACUUGUGUAAUGCUUGAGUUGAAUUAACAAUGGUCAUUUUACUGAGCAGAAUGAGAGAGAAUGAAAAAUGUAUUUCACUGUAUGUUUUUAACAAAUACAAAGGUGAAACAUUCAUGGUACAAAACAAAAACCUAAAAACCUAAAAAGAAAUUGCACAAACACCAUAAAUGCCAGCGUUGUGGACAGAGGAACCAAAAGGAUGAAAUAAUAAAGUUCAUAAUAAAGUCCAGACAGUGGGUCAUGAGCAAAGUGAACUGGGUACUGUGGAUCAGGCAGGCGGAAGUCGAGGGCCGGCGAAGUCAGCGCACAGGGACAGCAGGAGGGCGAAGAAGGGUGCUGAAGGAUGGUUUGGGGCAGAGGAGAGAAGGACAGAGAGGCUUAUUAGCAACACUGACAAGAAACAAGGAGAAACAGGUGAGAAAAUUGCCAGGGAGGAAAUACAUAUAUGAUGUCAAAGGCGGAGACACGUAAUGGGGAGAAAUACAUGUAUGGUGUGGAAGGCGGAGACACGUAAUGGGGAGAAAUACAUGUAUGGUGUGGAAGGCGGAGACACGUAAUGGGGAGAAAGGGAAAAGAAGGACUGGAUCAGAGCUGAGAAAGCACAUAGAAAAUGGGGAAACAAGGAAAAAGUGCACUGACAUGCAGGGGUGGUUCUAGGACUUUUUUAUUUAUUGGGGUGGCCAAGGGGGGUGAAAGGGUUGUCUUUGGAUGGCCACCAUAUCUUCUGGCUCUGUGCGCACAAAACCUUUUCUGUGGUUAUUUACGUUUUCUGAUAAGCUACGUUGGUGUGAUUUGCAUUUUUAUUAAUUAAAGAUAACAAGAUCAAGAGAGCCUUAAUUAAUAAUCAAACUAUACAAUGCAUUGUCUUAUUUAAUGUAAAUGUAUUUAUUUGAUUUAAUAUAAAAUAAAUUAUAGCAUGACUAAUUUACAUGACUAAGAUUUUAUGAUUUUACUAUUUACAAAGUGUUGUAACAACAAUAACCACAAAAUGAACUAUU
Molecule: messenger RNA, 3100 nt
Organism: Conger conger (European conger)
Lineage: Eukaryota; Metazoa; Chordata; Actinopteri; Anguilliformes; Congridae
Product: interferon-induced protein with tetratricopeptide repeats 5-like
Exons: 2
Coding region: 83-1495 (470 amino acids)
Biological process (GO): defense response to virus
Cellular component (GO): cytosol
Molecular function (GO): protein binding
Source: RefSeq, a predicted model, not a curated record